CGACGGGUAUAUAUGUAAAUUCAGCAAUCGUUGAUUCAUACUCCAUACUAGUGUUAGAGUAGAACUUGAGUUCCAACUCCUAAGGUUUCUUGCUCCAAGAAUCUAGCCAAACCCAGACAAGAAAUAGUAGACUUUCUUCUUCCGAUUGUUUUGCUCACUUCCUUGAGUCGUCGAAUUAAAGCCAGGAGAAGAGAUGGCUGGGUACAGAGCACAAGAUGAGUAUGAUUACCUGUUCAAGCUUGUGCUGAUCGGAGAUUCUGGAGUGGGCAAAUCUAACCUGCUGUCCAGGUUCACCAAGAACGAGUUUAAUCUGGAGUCCAAGUCCACUAUCGGCGUUGAGUUUGCCACCAAGAGUCUCACCGUCGAUGGAAAAGUCAUCAAAGCUCAGAUUUGGGACACUGCUGGCCAGGAAAGGUACCGUGCCAUUACCAGCGCUUACUACAGAGGAGCAGUUGGGGCUUUGCUUGUGUAUGAUGUCACCAGGCACGUCACAUUUGAGAAUGUGAGCAGGUGGUUGAAAGAGCUAAGAGACCACACUGAUCCUAACAUCGUCGUGAUGCUCAUUGGCAACAAAUCAGACCUUAGACAUCUAGUCGCGGUUCGAACUGAGGAAGGUAAGGAGUUCUCAGAGAGGGAGUCUCUCUAUUUCAUGGAAACCUCUGCGCUGGAGUCAACAAACGUUGAGAAUGCGUUCACAGAAGUCCUCACUCAGAUAUAUCAUAUCGUGACUAAGAAGGCCAUCGAGGCCGGCGAUGGCGAUGGUGGUGCUACUUUAUCUGUUCCUUCUAGAGGAACGAGUAUUAAUGUCAAUGAUGAGGGGAAACGAGGGGGUUGCUGUUCAAGCUAGGGUUGCGAAUUGAUUGACUAGUAGUGACUGCCCACCUGAUGUAUAUUAUCGCCCAACCCGAUGCUUUUCCUUCAUUUUUUUUACCUUUCUGUUAUCUUUCAAGCAGAUGAUAAGAAGGAAGUGUUCUUCGUGGAAACACUAGUGCAAUAUAUACGAGAUCUGAUGGAUCUGCCAACAGAUUUAAAGACAUAUUAUAUACAUAUAUCAUUUAUAUCGCCAUUUUAUUAUUUUAUCUCUGGUUUAUGGAAUGCACUGUUUUUUUACUUGCUG
Messenger RNA from Cuscuta europaea, 1117 nucleotides. The record is from the annotation of a GenBank genome assembly. NCBI's taxonomy places the organism in Eukaryota, Viridiplantae, Streptophyta, Magnoliopsida, Solanales, Convolvulaceae.